AUGGGCGUCAGGAUCGCCAUUCGUGAACAGCUGGCCUUCCUCGUGGUCUUUGCUGUUCUCGUUGGUCUGAUGAUCCUGUCCGUCCCCGUCUGGAUCUACGUCAACCAGUUUGUCACUCAGGUUGAAGGACGCGAACUCGCCCUCACUGCAUCGCUCAAGGCAUCGCGUAUCUCUGCCGAGCUUGAGCUCGUCCAGACCAGCAUCGUCACCAUAUCUUCCCGAAUUCUAAUUCAGGACUCUUUGCUCAACUUCUACGAUGGAAACGAAACCGAUGAGAAUUGGGUUCAGGCCAAGGGUGACCUCAACAGUGCCUUGAGUGUCGGCGCUCUCACGGGACUGCUACAAGGGAGGGUUUACUCGAGAAACACCACUGGCAACGUCCACGGUUUGCUUAACGUCACCGGAGCCAGAAUCCCCGAAAUUCCAUUACCGUACAAUGGCCCCAGCGGACAGCAGGCCUUUCUAUCUGACACGCCCGAGGGCUACCCGCCCGCCCUCUACCCAAACAUCACCUACGAGGACCUUGGACGCCCGAACCAGUACAGGAACAAUACCAGGGCUUUCGCUGCCAAUGCUUUCGAAGGAGUUCGUAUCACGACCAAUGGCGGCUUGUUGCUCGGUCCUAUGAUAAUCAACGAGACGACCGCCCUCAUGUCGAUCACUGUUCCGAUCCGGUACAACGAUCAGCAAGAGUUCAUCCUCGGAUACAUGACACUCGUCACCACGGCAAACUCUCUGAUCGGUAUUCGCAACUCUCGCGAAGGCUUGGGGAACACGGGGAUAGUGUUGCUCGUCGGGCCCACGCAGCAAUCCAACAGGUUUCCCGCCGCAAAUGCCGCCAGCAAUGCCACGUUUCUGCCUGACAGGGACACGGCGGCCGAUGUGCCAGUGAAAUUCGUCCUCCCGCCUAACCCCCUGCCCGGCCAGCGCGACCGACACAGUGAGCGAAGCUUGGCGAGCAGUAACGACGACGAGCCCUUUCCCAUGAAAGCUUACCCGGCGGUUUUCGACUCCUUCACCAAAAGAUUCCUUACACCCAACAACUCAAGCUCCAAGCUUGCAACAAGUAACGAACAGGGUCUUGCAGUCGCCGUGGGCUUCGCUAGAACCAACACCGCCCUUGUUAACUGGACUGUCGUGGUAGAACAAGCCAAAUCAGAGGCCGACGCGCCCAUCGACACGCUCCGUAACAUCAUCCUGGGAUGUGUGUUCGGCACUGCCGGUCUUGUCAUUCUACUCAUCUUCCCCUGUGCGCAUCUCAGUGUGAUGCCGAUCAGGAGACUCAAGACGGCGACGGAGAAGUCUGUUCAGCCUCCAGGCUACGAGGACGGGUACUACUCUGAAUAUGACGAAGACGACGAGAUUCCCGGCUCGGGCGGAAUAUCAGCGCGGUCGCAACGGUCAAAGAGGGACGGCUUCAUUGCCGCUGUAUACAAGUUGGUCGGUUACAAGCCCAAGGAGAAGACAGCUUCCGAACACGACCGCGAUUCAACCCGUCGCAUCUUCAAGAUUCCUGGCAAGGUUGUGGAUCGGAAGCAUUUCAUUUCCGACGAACUCACCGAACUGACGGAAACAUUCAAUGCUAUGAGCGACGAACUGGUCAAGCAAUACACCUCACUGGACCAGAAAGUCUUGGAACGGACCAAAGAGCUCGAAAUCAGCAAGAAGGCAGCCGAAGCCGCCAACGAAAGCAAGACCCUCUUCAUUGCGAACAUCUCUCACGAACUCAAGACGCCACUGAAUGGUAUCCUUGGAAUGUGCGCGGUUUGUAUGGAAGAAAACGACAUCCUGAGAAUAAAACAAUCCCUCAAAACUCUUUAUAAAUCGGGUGACUUGUUACUUCAUCUGCUUGAAGAUCUCCUUAGCUUUUCCAAGAACCAAAUCGGCCAACAACUCAAUCUGGAAGAGAAGGAGUUUCGCCUGGCCGACAUCAAGUCGCAGAUCCUUACCAUCUUUGACAAGCAGGUUAGAGAAGGCCGGAUCACCUUGACUGUCAACUUUCUCGGCUCCGAGACCAUUGAACUCAGCAGCAGCCCAGAGAGGACAAGCACAGACAAUAGGCUGCCUGCCCUUGGCCCGCAGGGCACCGGGAGACUGAAGGAUAUGUGUCUCUGGGGCGACCAGCAUCGCAUUCUCCAGGUCAUAAUCAACCUGGUGAGCAACAGUGUCAAGUUCACGCCGGCAGGUGGCAGGGUAGACGUUCGCAUCAAGUGUGUCGGUGAGGUGGAGACUGUAUCGGCAAACGAGGGCAGCCGCUCCUCGUCGUUUUCCAAGGAGUCCAGACGUCAUGGCAGGUCCCGGCACCGGCUCGGAUCCAACAGUUCAACCCAGUCAGUGAGCUCCAGGGGAGGCUCAACUUCCGAGCCCGUGAAGGGUACUGCACUGGUCAUCAACCCGAUGGAGCCUAAGUCGACUCCGCACAUCCGCGUCCGGGAACGGUCUCCCACGCCGCCGCCUCCUGGAGCAAAGGCUUAUGUCUUCGAGUUCGAAGUUGAAGAUACCGGCCCGGGUAUUGAGGAGCACAUGCAGCAGAAGGUCUUUGAACCCUUUGUGCAAGGUGACCUUGGAUUGAGCAAGAAGUUUGGUGGAACGGGUCUGGGCCUGAGCAUCUGUCAUCAGCUCGCAACCCUUAUGGGAGGCUCAAUAUCCCUAAAGAGCACCGUCGGGGUCGGUACGACAUUCAAUAUGCAGAUCCCCUUGAAAUAUGUCAAGGACAAGGCCUCUAGCACCGCCUCCAGCAGCGUCAAGUCUCGACCGCCAAGCGUCGAUACCAUUGAGGCAAUUGAAAGCCAACAUAACCCGAAACGUAAUUCCGGAGGAACACCCUCUAAACCGUCCAUCAAACCCGCAAGCGAGACCAACGCAAAGACUAUACUGGAUCAACAACCGAGGCUGGUCGGCCUCAGCCAACCUUUUUUCGCGUCCAAUCCGGCACGGAAGGCAAAACGGAGCACGAGGGAACAGAUGGCAGCCAUCGACCAGGCGAUGGCUACCAAGGACAACAAGGAGAUGAAGCUACGAGUGCUCGUUGCUGACGAUAACUCGACAAACAUUGAGGUUGUCAGCAAGAUGUUGAAACUCGAGGACGUCUACGACGUCACCAUAGCCAAGGACGGUCAGGAAGCGUACGACCUCGUCAAGGCAAACAUGGACGACAACAAGGGCUUCGAUGUCAUCUUCAUGGACAUCCAGAUGCCGAACCUCGAUGGCCUGCAGUCGACAAAACUCAUCCGCAAGAUGGGUUACACUGCCCCCAUCGUGGCGUUGACAGCGUUCUCGGAAGAGAGCAACGUAAAGGAGUGUAUGGAGAGUGGCAUGGACGAGUUCCUCAGCAAGCCCAUCAGACGCCCUGCGCUCAAGCAAGUUCUUAAGAAAUUCGCCACGAUCCCAGAAGAGCCUGAAACGACGAGUUUAACCAGAAAGACGACACCAGAGCGAGCCACUCCUGAGAAACCAACACACACCAAUGGCACUACAGCUCCGGAUUUGAACGAGAAGGGAGAUGCUAUUCACCCGACCGGAAACGGGAACGCAACCGCACCGGCAUCGGAGAAAAUCCUAUCAGAGAAGGGGUUCUGA
Colletotrichum higginsianum IMI 349063 is the source of this 3579-nucleotide messenger RNA. Its product is annotated as Hsp90-like protein. The transcript has 3 exons. Gene Ontology annotation, molecular function: phosphorelay sensor kinase activity. The record is from RefSeq and is a predicted model, not a curated record. Lineage: Eukaryota; Fungi; Ascomycota; Sordariomycetes; Glomerellales; Glomerellaceae. Bases 1 to 3579 code for a protein of 1192 amino acids. Gene Ontology annotation, biological process: phosphorelay signal transduction system; phosphorylation.